Molecule: messenger RNA, 1785 nt
Organism: Culex quinquefasciatus (southern house mosquito)
Lineage: Eukaryota; Metazoa; Arthropoda; Insecta; Diptera; Culicidae
Exons: 1
Coding region: 385-1785 (466 amino acids)
Source: RefSeq, a predicted model, not a curated record
CACAAGCAAUACCAAAAUUUGGUAUUUUCAUACCAUUUUUAGUGCAGCAUUUGCAGUUGACCGAUUCAUUCGUGACGGGACAACGUUUGUACGCAUAUGUUUUCAGUUUUUUGCUAAUAACUUUAAAAUCUGUAGGAAUAGGUACCAAGCGCCGUACCAUGGGGUUGGCGCGGUUGGCGACCGCCAAGGGCGCCAAAAUCGAUGAUUGUACAAAAUUUUUAUGUCAGCUAUAACAUCCUCAUUAGAUAUUUGAAACAGAAAGGGCGCCGAAUUAUAAAAUAGAAUUACAAAUAACUAGAUAAUUUAGCCCUCACUCCGACCAAUGAGUUAAAGCACAAACUCCUGGAUGAGUAUUCUACCGCAAACCUUAGCCAACUGAACGACAUGUGCAACAACUCAAGCAACGUUCUUGACCUAUGCUUUGCCAGCUCUGGGACACCGAUCAACUUUACCCUUCUACCAGCUCCUCUGCCUUUGGUGAAAGACGUGCGCCACCACUUUCCGUUUCUUGUUUCCAUUUCCUGUAUGACGCUCGAUUUUCGUGAUGUUGCUGGCAAUACGUUCAUGGACUAUCGUAAGGGAAACUACGAUGGCAUGAACAACUUCCUGACCAACAUUAAUUGGAACCAACUACUGGCCAACCUUGACGCCGACACAGCUGCUGAUACUUGGACAGGUGUUCUAACAGACGCCAUCAACACCUUCGUUCCAAGGAAACAGCGCCAGCCUCCAAGACAUCCACCGUGGUCAACACCUCGACUGCAGAUUUUGAAGUCCAGGAAACGCGCUGCCCUCAAGAAAUACGCCAAACACCCGACAGAUCGAUGGAGAAACCAUUAUAGGUCAAGAAACCGGAAGUACAGUAUCCUGAACAAACAACUUUUUCGUCGCCACCAACACCGAAUCCAAAGCCGAUUGAAACGAGACCCCAAGAAGUUCUGGAACCACGUAAACGAGCAACGGAAAGAGACAGAUCUACCAACUGCGAUGAUACUCGACGGUGAAGAGGCUACUUCCACCGAGAGUAUAAGCGAUCUGUUUCGUCGCCAGUUCAGCAGCGUAUUCACCAACGAAGCAGUAGGGGAAACGCAUAUUGCUAAGGCUUCUAGCAACGUUCCACUGCGACCUCCCAUUGGACCUCACCCGGUGGUCACUUCCAAGUCCAUCCGUCGUGCCUGCGCCUCUCUCAAAGGUUCUACCAGCUGCGGCCCAGACGGCAUCCCCGCGUUUGUGCUAAAAAAGUGUUGCGAUGCACUCGCGGAACCAUUGGCUCAACUCUUCAAUACCUCGCUUGCUACUGGAGUUUUCCCGUGUUGCUGGAAGAAGUCCUUUGUUUUCCCAGUCCACAAGAAGGGCCCAAAACGUGAUGUCCGGAACUAUCGCGGAAUUGCUGCCCUCUGCGCAGUCAGCAAACUGUUCGAAGUAAUCGUGCUGGAUUUCAUUAAGUUCAACUGCUGUGACUAUGUCGCCCUGGAACAGCACGGCUUCAUGGCGAAACGUUCCACCAACUCUAACUUGGUCUCCUACUCGUCCUUCAUUCUUCGAACCAUGCAGCAACGGAAGCAGAUCGAUGCCAUCUAUACGGACCUAUCAGCGGCUUUCGACAAGCUGAACCACCGCAUUGCUGUUGCGAAACUGGAACGCCUAGGUUUCGGCGGGCCCAUGCUCGAUUGGCUACGCUCCUAUCUCACUGGCCGUGAAAUGAGCGUUAAAAUCGGUGACGUGAUUUCCGCUGCUUUCUCUGUUUUUCAGGCAUUCCGCAAGGAAGCCAUCUGGGCCCUCUGA